Closterium sp. Yama58-4 is the source of this 1920-nucleotide messenger RNA. The record is from the annotation of a GenBank genome assembly. Lineage: Eukaryota; Viridiplantae; Streptophyta; Zygnematophyceae; Desmidiales; Closteriaceae.
AUGGAGCUUAUAAGGAGGAUGUUGCUACCGUUCGUCGUAGCCCUGGUUACAAUGGCGCGUCUCGCCUCGGCAUAUCAAGUGGGAGACUACGUGCCGCUGGCCAGGAAAGGCCAGUUUAAUAAUAUGCGGACGCACUGGCACGACGCCAUUGGACGGCACUGCCCACGAUUCGGCAUCAACCGAGAGGUGGCUCUUCCUAUUCCGCGCCCUGUGGGGUUCGAGAUGGCAGAACACUCGUAUAAGAUGUCUCUGUCAGUGGGCAACGAGAAGUUUGUGACGCCGUGGCUGCUUGUGAUUGGACGGAAGAGCCAGAACGUGCCGCUCAUUGAAGUCACCCUAACCCACUUUGCAGGCGACCUGAGGGGAGUGCAGGCGAAGGUGCACAACUUGCCGCACGAAUACCUGGAGCGGCAUCGGCAGCUGGCUCUUGAGUUCAGGAACGAGUCGCACUGGCCCAAGCACGUGCUCAUGAAAUACACGUGGCUCGAGUAUGCAGAGGUGGACGUCACAGCAGGUCUUCUCGUGCUCUUUGCCUCAACCUUCAUCCUGACAACGUUUCUUGCGGUCUACAUUCUACAGUUGUCCAAGGACAAGCUUGCUAAGUUCAUGAAUGAGCAGAUGGCGGAGAGCGCUGCAGCAGUGCCAGGGGGAGGAGGAGAGGUUGCUAAGGGAACCAUGCAGUGCAACGCGUGUAACGCGUCGUUCGACGAUGGACCGACGCGUAACGCGCACUAUCGCUCCGACUGGCACCGCUACAACCUUAAGCGAAAGGUAGCAGGUCUCCCCGGGGUGACCGAGCAGUGGUUCGAGAAGCGCAAGGAGGCCGUAGCGGCAGCCGCCGCCGCCGUGUCCGGGGGGAAGCGCGGCGCGGUCGCAGCGGCAGCAGCAGCGGCGGCGGCGGCGGCAGCAGCAGCUACAGCCGCUUCCGGGGACAUCGCAACAGGGGGAGACGUGGGCGGAGGUGCGCCGGGGGGGAUUGCGCCAGGGGGGGGAGCGCCAGUAGCAGCUGGCGGGUGGUUGAUAUACGAAUGCGUGGUUUGCAGUAAGAAGUACAAUAGCGAAUCAGCUCAUGCGAGUCAUUUGCGGUCCAAGCUACACGCUUCCAAGGCUGCUGCUGCUGUGGCGGCCGCGCGAGCAGGUGCAACCGGGGCAGGCAUUAUCGGGGCGGGGGUUCAGGGUUCUGGGGUUUUGGACCCCUCCAGGCCUAACAAGGGUGGGGUGGACGAGUGUGUAGAGCACAUGCACAGGCACCACGGGUUCUUCAUCCCCGAUAUAGAGUUCCUCACGGACCUGCAAGGGAUGCUACAGUACCUGGCGGCGAAAGUGACCCAGGGGCGCAUGUGCCUGUGGUGUGACGACCGGAGCAAGCAGUUCAGCUCGGUAGAGGCGGUGAGGGCGCAUAUGGAGGCGAAGAGUCAUGCCAAGCUGCGGUAUGGGGAUGGUUCAGGCGUGGCAGAAGAGGAGCUUGAAGAUUUCUAUGAUUUCAGUACCAGUUACGAGGAGGGCACGAGCCGUGAGCUCAUGGUGGCUGACGACUCUCGUCCGCAUGUGGCGCUCACCAGCGGAGGCAUGGAGCUCAUCAUUUUCAACGCAGCAGCAGGCAAGGGGAGCAGGGGCGCGGAUAAGGGUGCUUGCGGCACGAAGCGCGUGAUUGGCUCGCGGGAUCUCGCGAGAUAUUAUCGCCAAAAACCGAGGCCGACUGGAGACAGCAACACGCGCCUCGUGGCUUCAGUGCUUGCCAAGUAUCGAGCCAUGGGGCUGGCAACGCGGCAGCUGGGGUGGCGAACAGCGGAGCAGCAGCAGCAGCUGAAGCAGAGGGAUGCAACGGCUAAGGGGCAGCAAAGGUUUGAGCGCUUGCGCACGAUCGUGGGGAUGAGCAACAACGUCAACUGGAACCUUCCCAAGAACGUGCCGUAUUAG